AUGCCCACUCCCACUAAGAAUGGUGCGUCCAAAAAAAUAUCGAAAGCUUUAGCAAUUGGAUUAGGAGUAGGAGUUUCUAUGGGAGUUAUCUUUUUCAAGAGACACAAUAUGAAAUCAAACACGCAUAUUCUUGAGAUACCUUCAUCAUCUGAUAUUUAA
Messenger RNA from Diversispora eburnea, 159 nucleotides. NCBI's taxonomy places the organism in Eukaryota, Fungi, Glomeromycota, Glomeromycetes, Diversisporales, Diversisporaceae. The record is from the annotation of a GenBank genome assembly.